Messenger RNA from Schistosoma turkestanicum, 690 nucleotides. The record is from the annotation of a GenBank genome assembly. Lineage: Eukaryota; Metazoa; Platyhelminthes; Trematoda; Strigeidida; Schistosomatidae.
AUGACAACACGUGUUAUUACGAAACAACCUGAAUGUAUUCCAGUAAAAUUAUGUAACAACAAGUAUAAAACUAUCAAACGACAUGAUAGUCAAACAGAUAUUACACUAUAUGCUCAGUUAUUUAAAAAUUCACAUAAUUAUGUCCGGAGAAGUGAUACAGAUUCUGAAGGUGAUGAGAAUGAUGAAGAUGAAGACGAUGAAGAUGAAGACGAUGAUGACGAUGAAGAUGACGACGACGACGAUGAUGAUGAUGAUGAAGAAGAAGAAAAUGAAGACGGUUCAAGUUCUUCAGAAUUCAAUUCCAAUAAGAUACGUUGUUGUUUACUGUCAGCAUGUUGUGAAUCUUGUGCAUGUUGUACAAUGCCUGACAAAUGUGAUAUUAUUUAUUAUACACUACAAAAAGCUACACGAGAAUGUCCAUCUGGUUGUCCUUCUAUAGUGCCGAAACCAUCAGAAGAAGAAUGGAAUUUACCACCAUAUAGAAAUGCACGUGAAUUUGCCAUGUGUCAGUGUUGUUAUUCUCCUGGUGGUAUAAUGUGUAUGAAGUACUUAGACAUUUUAUGCUGUCCAAUAUGUCCACUCUGGGAUAUAUGUAAAGGAUGUGAUUAUGGUUAUCGACGUUAUCGAAUACAAGUCAUAUUAGAUCGUCAUAAAGAUUCAACUAAACGAAUAUAUAUGCCAUGUGUCUAA